Molecule: messenger RNA, 5918 nt
Organism: Pogona vitticeps (central bearded dragon)
Lineage: Eukaryota; Metazoa; Chordata; Lepidosauria; Squamata; Agamidae
Source: RefSeq, a predicted model, not a curated record
GCGCACGCGCGGUAGGAGGGGGGAAAGGCCACGCGAGACCAGUCGCGGUCGCGCGGGAGCCGAGCUCUGAGGCGGAGGACCGCGCUUCUCGCCCACGUCCUUUUCCCGCCCCGCGCCUCCACGGACGCCCCUCAGGAGUUUGUCUCACCUGCUGCGUCUUCCCAGAAGGACUGCUCAUGACAGGGCCCGUUGAAGCCACACUCACCCAUUUUGGGAUGGCAGCGAGCUGACGGGCAGCUGAGGAUGACCUUGACUGACAGACUGCGUGAGAAGAUUUCACGGGUGUUCUAUAGUCAUGGGCUCUUGUGUGCUUCCUACCCCAUCCCCAUCAUCCUCUUCACCGGCCUUUGUGUCCUGGCCUGCUGCUAUCCCCUGCUGAAGCUCCCACUCCCUGGCACUGGACCUGUGGAAUACACCACCCCUGCGAAGGACUACUUGCAGCCGCCAGCCUACCCAGCACACCAGCAAGGGGAGCCCAGCGAGAGGCCUGACUGGUACACUGGGACUCCUGUUGCCUACAUCCAGCAGGUCCUAGUAAAGGCCACUGUCUCUCCGUGGCCCACAUCAUUCCUGGCUGUGGAUGUGUUUCGUUCGCCACUCUCCCGUGUGUUCCAGUUAGUGGAUGAAAUCAGGAAUCAUGCCCUCCGAGACAGCUCCGGUAUCAAAGGUCUGGAAGAAAUCUGCCUUCAGGUAACAGACCUCCUGCCCAACCUACGGAAGCUUCGAGGCUUGCUUCCAGAACAUGGCUGCCUACUGCUCUCCCCGGGGAACUUUUGGCAGAAUGACCAGGAACGUUUCCGGGCUGACCCUGAUAUCAUCAAAACCAUCCAUCAGCAUGAACCAAAGACCUUGCAAACCUCAGCUACCCCCAAAGAUCUGCUGUUUGGAGUCCCGGGGAAGUACAGCGGGGUGAACCUAUACAACCGGAAGCGAGUGGUAACCUACACCAUCACUCUGGGUCUUCAGCGCUAUGAUUCCAGGUUCCUAUCCAGCCUCCGUGCCCGCCUCAAGCUGCUGCAUCCGAGCCCCAACUGCACCCUGCGGGAGGAACACGUUGUCCACGUCCACUUCAAGGAGGAGAUUGGCAUUGCGGAGCUGAUCCCCCUCGUGACCACCUACAUCAUCCUCUUUGCCUACAUCUACUUCUCCACUCGCAAGAUUGACAUGGUGAAAUCCAAAUGGGGCCUGGCGCUGGCCGCUGUUGUGACCGUCCUCAGCUCUCUGCUCAUGUCCGUUGGUCUGUGCACCCUCUUUGGCCUGACACCGACACUCAAUGGAGGAGAGAUUUUUCCUUAUCUGGUGGUCGUGAUUGGUCUGGAAAACGUGCUGGUUCUCACCAAAUCUGUGGUUUCCACACCCGUCGACCUGGAAGUGAAGCUGCGGAUUGCCCAAGGCUUGAGCAAUGAAAGCUGGUCCAUUAUGAAGAACAUGGCGACAGAGCUGGGGAUUAUUCUGAUUGGCUACUUCACCCUCGUCCCGGCCAUACAGGAGUUUUGCCUGUUUGCCGUGGUCGGCUUGGUGUCUGACUUCUUCCUCCAGAUGCUCUUCUUUGCCACCGUCCUCUCCAUUGACAUUCGCCGAAUGGAGCUUGCGGAUUUGAACAAGCGGCUCCCAGCAGAAGCUUGUGUUCCCCCCACCAAGCCGGCGAGCCGCUCCCAGCGCUACGAGCGCCAGCCAGCCAUGCGGCCCGCCACCCCGCACACCAUCACCCUUCAGCCUUCCUCGCUUCGGAAUCUGCGCCUCCCUAAGCGCCUGCGCGUCAUCUAUUUCUUUGCCAGGACCCGGCUGGCUCAGAGUAGCGUAAUGGCUGGGACAGUGGUCUGGAUCGGCAUCCUGUUCUACACAGAUCCUGCCGGCCUCCGGCCCUACCUGGCCUCUCAGGUCACUGAGCAAAGUCCCCUGGGCGAGGCGGGGCUGCCGGCGAUGCCAGUUCCCGGAGAGGUCCUGCCCACCGGGGACGCCAAGCUCUCUCUCUCGGUCUUUCCUCCGGAUUCCGUCCAGCCGCGGUCAGGGAAUCAGACCCUGGAUUCCCUGCGGGGGCCGGAGGCGAGUCGCCGUGCUGAGGCAGAGCAGCGGCAGCAGCAGCAGCAGCAGCGUGGGGAGAGCCGCGGGCCACCCGAAAUGGGGCCCAAGGCCGAAGUGACGUGGGGGGCGGAGGACGAAGAGAUGUGGAGGAAGCUGUCCUUCCGGCACUGGCCAUCUCUCUUCAGCUACUAUAACAUCACACUUGCCAAACGGUAUAUCAGCAUCCUUCCUGUGAUCCCGGUCACACUGUACUUGGACCCCCAAGAGGCCCUGGAGGCACGCCACCCCCAUGAUGCAAGCCGCUACCACACUUUCUUCUCACCGAGCGGCAGGAAAGCGGAGAAGACGGAUCCGUCGGCUGAGGGUCUUCCCAAAGCGCAGGGGCAUCGAGAUGUCACCCUCUACAAGGUCGCUGCUUUGGGCCUUGCGUCUGGAAUUCUUUUGGUCCUCCUGCUCUUCUGCCUCUACAAGGUCUUGUGCCCCAAAAACUAUGGGCAAAACGGGCUCUCCCACAGCAGGAGGAGAAGGGGGGACCUGCCGUGUGAUGACUACGGCUACUCCCCCCCAGAGACGGAGAUCAUCCCUUUGGUCCUGAGGGGCCACCUCAUGGACAUCGAAUGCCUGGCGAGCGACGGCAUGCUGCUCGUCAGCUGCUGCUUGGUGGGUCAGAUUCGGGUGUGGGAUGCUCAGACUGGCGACUGCCUCACCGUCAUCCCUAAACAAGGGUUACGCCGAGACCACAGCGGCUGCUUUGACCACCAGGACGGUUGGGAUCCCGGCCUGGAUGGCAAAGGUGGGUUUGAGGACCCCUUCUUCGAAGGCAGCCGCCCGCUGAAGCGGGCCCGGAGCCCUCCGCAACCCCUGCUGUUCAUGGACCAGCCGGAUCUCACGUCCCUCAUUGAUACAAACUUCUCGGAGCAAGCCAAGGCGGCCGCCCCGGAGCCCCGCCACCGCGCGGUGUGUGGCCGCCUGAAGGAGUCCGGCUACGACUUCAGCAGCCUGGUGGAGAAGGUCUGUGAGGAGCAGGGUGGCGCCAACUGCCUCGGCUUCUCUGCCCCCCGAGGACCGGCGACCUUCAGCGUCCAGACAGGCGGGGCCGAAGAGCCGGACUGCGGCACCCGUAGGAGUAGCCUGGUGGGGGACGAGGCCUGCCUGGGUUCGGAGAAGGCUGCGUCGUCUGUUCCCUCCUGGGGAGGCGACUUUGAAAGCUCGAUUUGGAGUCUGGAGCUGCAAGGGAACCUGAUCGUGGCCGGCCGGAGCAAUGGGAGGCUGGAGGUGUGGGAUGCGAUCGAAGGCACUCUGCGCUGCAGCAACGAAGAGGGCCAGUCGGGCAUCACGGCGUUGAUCUUCUUGAACAGCAGGAUUGUCGCUGCCAGGCUCAAUGGCUCGCUGGACUUCUAUUCCUUGAAGACCCACACCACCUCCUUCGAGCACUCCCAGUUCCGAGGAACUCCCGGGCGGAGCAGCCUGCCAGCCUCUCCCAUGUACAGCAACAGCGACGUCAUCGCAUGCCGGCUGACCCACACCGUGACCUGCGCCCACCAGAAGCCCAUCACGGCUCUGAAGGCAGCUGCGGGGAGGCUUGUCACGGGGAGUCAGGAUCAUACCCUGAGAGUGUAUCGUCUGGAAGACUCCUGCUGCCUCUUCACUCUGCAGGGCCACUCGGGAGCCAUCACCGCUGUCUACAUGGAUCAGACCAUGGUGCUGGCCAGUGGGGGCCAGGAUGGCGCCAUCUGCCUCUGGGAUGUGCUGACCGGCAGCCGAGUGAGCCACAUGUACGCCCACCGCGGGGACGUCACCUCCCUGACCUGCACGGCCUCUUGCGUGAUCAGCAGCGGCUUGGACGACGUCAUCAGCAUCUGGGAUCGGAGCUCUGGGAUCAAGCACUAUUCCAUCCAGCAGGACAUGGGCUGCGGAGCCAGCCUGGGCUUGAUCUCCGAUAACCUGCUGGUGACGGGAGGCCAGGGCUGCGUUUCCUUCUGGGACAUUGGCUACGGGGACCUGCUGCAAACCGUCUACUUGGGCAAGAGCAACGAGUCCCAGCCGGCCCGCCAGAUCCUGGUGCUGGAGAAUGCAGCCAUCGUCUGCAACUUCGGCAGCGAACUCAGCCUGGUUUACGUGCCCUCCGUGCUGGAGAAGCGGGACUGAAGGGGGGGGGGCAAAAGGCGGCCAUUUUUCCUGACUGGGCCACCCAGUGGAGUGGAAUGUAGAUUUCUUCUUGGAGUGGAAUGUAGACUCCCCCACCCCUACCCCUGCCGGAGCUUCCUCCCAUCUCAGCCAGGGGUUUGGGUUAAGCUGGAGAUCCCAGAUCCGUACAGAUCCAUAGGAAGCUGCUGCGGAGUGGAUGGAGAAGAGGCCUCCUGGCCGCUUCCGCCCAGCACUUUUUCCCACCCCAAGAGCGAGCGAGCGAGCGAGAAGCCCGAGGACACCUGGUUCUGCCCCUCAAAAGCAGCUGCAGCCGCCUCACAAAAGCCGGGAGCUGGUCCGGCCUUUGCAACAACACGCAUCGAGCACAGUCGCAGGAGAGAGGAGGAGGGUGGUGUGCUUUGUGGUGGCUGGAAGCCGGCUGUUCUCAGCACUUAGUCCUUUUGCCUAGCUGGUCCGAUCGUGCCCCUCCGCCUGGCAAGCCUUGUGCCACACAAUUCUGAGGGAAGAAGACCUGAGAGCUUAGAUUGGGGCGGGGGGCGAGGUGUGUUCUGCCGUGGAGGACUUUUUCAAAAGGAGACAGAGGAAGCAAGCACUGGGGGUGUGGGUAUGUGCGUGCGCGUGUCUUGAACAAGCCACCCCGAAGGCAGGCAACCAAGCCGCCCCACGGGGCCCUCCACCUGCUGAUCCAGUCCUCUUGCCUCUCUCUGUCUGCCCUGAAAGCGAGGCGGGUCGUGCUCCCUGCCCUGUUUAUUUAUGUGCUGUACAUAGUUAUUUAUUCCGGUAGAGGGGCAGUGGGCAAAGGACGAGGGCAGCCUUUCUGCAGGGUGGGGGUGGGUGGUUCCCCCCCUCCCUUCCCCUCGGCUGAAGCUGGUGCCUCCGUCAAGAGCAGCCAGGCCAGGCCUCCUUGCCGGGUCAGGCCCCUGGAGAGAGUCGGGGUGGCCCUCCGACAGAAGCCGCCCUCCUCCCACAGGUCUGUAGCGUGAGCAGACCGGGGCGGGGUGCCUGCUGCACCGGUGCUGGCCUGCCCCUCCUCUCGGGCAGAGGCGUCACAGGGCAUCUUCCCGGUUCGAGGCAGGGAGCUCUGCCGGAUCUGCCCUUUCUUGGGGACCAGAGUCUGCCUUGGGAGGAUUCCCGAUUGGGACCCAUCCUGCCGGCAGACCUGCUUGCACGCCUACGGGCACAACACGCACUACUAGCCAGUUGUUCCUGGUUUAGUUCUUGGCUGCCAGGGUGUGGCGUGAGAAUUCAGGUGGCAGACAGAAAGAGAGAGAAGGAACCAAGGCAGACCAGCAACUGGAGAUUAUUUUUUUUUAAAAUGGUAAAGCCAUUCAUUGACUGAUUCUCUAGUUCAUGUUUUGUUUUUAACUUAGGACUUCUAGCUGUAGGGAGCCCUCUGCUUUGUAGCCUACUAAAGGAUGCUUUUUAGGGUUUGCCUGUUGUAUUCCGCCUCUCCCACUUCCCCAAGGCGGGGGAACAGCUGCCUGGGUCCGAGGGGGGGGGAGACACCCAUGUGGUUGGAGGCUGGCCAGCAAAGGCUCCCCCCAGUCUGGGGCCUGCAACCCCCUGCCCCCUUUUGCGCUCCUGCUGAACAAACCCAAGGAGGGGCUUUGGUCGGUGUCCACACCACGCCUCAGGUGGCCUUAGCUCUGCUGCACCCCUUUGGACGGUGCAGCGGAAGCAGCUUUUGUAUCCGGUUGUUUUUAUAAUGUGUGCAGGUACAGAUGCAUUAAACAGAACCAACUAAC